Messenger RNA from Phlebotomus argentipes, 1041 nucleotides. RefSeq names its product homeotic protein Sex combs reduced (gene Scr). Gene Ontology annotation, biological process: regulation of transcription by RNA polymerase II; anterior/posterior pattern specification. Gene Ontology annotation, cellular component: nucleus. The transcript has 2 exons. Bases 1 to 1041 code for a protein of 346 amino acids. Lineage: Eukaryota; Metazoa; Arthropoda; Insecta; Diptera; Psychodidae. Gene Ontology annotation, molecular function: DNA-binding transcription factor activity, RNA polymerase II-specific; RNA polymerase II cis-regulatory region sequence-specific DNA binding. The record is from RefSeq and is a predicted model, not a curated record.
AUGGACCCCGAAAGUUUCGCCAUGUCUUCCUACCAGUUUGUGAACUCUCUAGCGUCCUGCUACCCUCAGUCUCAGCUGGCGCAGCACCAGCAGAACCACCAGGGCAACGGCACCGCUACAACGGCCAGUUCGGCUGCUAGCCAGCCUGGCCAGGAGUACUUCUCCGGAUCGUACACACCCAAUCUGUACCCGGGCACACCCCAGGCGCACUACAACCAGAACUACCUGGGCGGCCAGCAAGCCCAGAGUGGUGACAUGGUGGACUACACACAGCUCCAGCCGCAGCGACUCCUCUUGCCCAACCAGCCGCAGCAGAGCCAACAGACGCCGCAGCAGAAUCUCAGCGCGGGCAGCUGCAAGUACGCCGCCCAGGAGUCCGGCAACGCCAGCGUGACCAACAGCACCUCCAUCUCCAGCCCGCAGGACCUCUCCACGGCCCGGGAUAUUUCGCCCAAGCUGUCUCCGAGCACGGUCGUGGAGAACGUGGCGCGAUCGCUCAGCAAGAGCUCGACGGUGUCCUCGACGAACGCCACAACAAACCACCCCGCGGGCGGUCUGGGGGCCAACCACACCACCAGUGUGCCCCUGCACAGCCCCAACGGCGGUGACUCGGACACCUCGAGUGAGAGCGGCAACGAGGGAGGCAACAGCGGGGGCAAUCAGAGCAAUUCCUCGAAGAAAGGCUCAGGCCCGCCGCAGAUCUACCCAUGGAUGAAGAGGGUCCACCUAGGCCAAAGCACGGUGAAUGCCAACGGUGAGACGAAACGCCAACGGACCUCCUACACCCGCUACCAGACGCUGGAGCUGGAGAAGGAGUUCCACUUCAACCGAUACUUGACGCGGAGGAGACGGAUCGAGAUCGCCCAUGCCCUCUGCCUCACGGAGCGCCAGAUCAAGAUCUGGUUCCAGAAUCGCCGGAUGAAGUGGAAGAAGGAGCACAAGAUGGCAUCAAUGAACAUUGUACCUUAUCACAUGUCACCGUACGGCCACCCCUACCAGUUUGACAUUCACCCGUCGCAAUUCGCACACCUGAGCGCAUAG